Molecule: messenger RNA, 829 nt
Organism: Parathielavia appendiculata
Lineage: Eukaryota; Fungi; Ascomycota; Sordariomycetes; Sordariales; Chaetomiaceae
Exons: 1
Coding region: 138-557 (139 amino acids)
Source: RefSeq, a predicted model, not a curated record
CUCUGUCCUUAUUUUACUCUCGUCUCUUUCCUGCUGCGCAAUGCAACCGACAGAGUACCAAUCAUCCCAUCAACUCAGACCGUCCUCUACAUCGAAAGACAUAGUCGCAUCUUUGCCGUUCACUGGAAAGCAAUACAAUGGCGCGUCCGGAAGGCAAUGCCGCAGAAUUGGGUCAGCCGGCAGACCAGCCGAGGGUUUCUCUCUUUGGAUCGCUAUCCGACCAGUCCAAGAGCUUUGCCUUUCGCACGUCCAAGGACUCAUCAGCAUCGUUAUUCGGCCAGCCCAAGAGUUACCCGUCUGCCGAGCCAACAGGCCCCUCAGCAUCGAUGUUCAGUCACCCCAAGAACGCUCUCUUUGGCCCCGGUGCUUCGGCACCGUUGUUUGGUCAACCGAAGAGCCCAGCCGAAGUGACCCUCAGCAUCGUCAUUCAGCCAGCCGGUAUACCCGCCAAAGAGCUCCGUAUUUCCAUCGAAGCCCCGGAGGACACGCACAUCACGCAAGCUCGGAGCCCCCGGCCUCGCAGGACUCGUCCUUGCGUACGCAGGUUCGCGUUAUAGUAGGGUGGGGAUCAAGCGCUACUGUCGAGGUUGGCCUUCCUCCUCACAGUCCUCGGUCGUAGAGGGCCAUACACUAUCUGGGAAUGCCGGUCUCCGUCUCACACAGGACCGAACUCGCCACCCUCCUGUGGCAGAGAGGCUAAUCCGUGAGCAGGGAGCGGAAAUGGUUCGCUUUGUGAAACGGACAUGGACAGAAUGAUUCAAGUAGGAUACGGGGAACAAGUUAUGUUUUGAGGGGGCAGCUAUGGUAUUGUGAUAGUCUCGUAUGUAGG